AUCAAAGCAAAAAUUUCAAUUAGGCUGAGCCAAAUCCCCACUCUCAUUGAGGCUCGCGUGUUUUCCACCAUCCAAUAACCCAAUGAUGAAGUAUACUACUCUCCCCUCACAUGUGCAAUUCUCAGACAGUGGUCCCCGCCGUCAGCUCCAUCACCAAUUUACCAAUCCUUGUUCCUGCUAUAUAUAUACGUACACAUAUUGAAUUCCGGAUGAGAUGCUUCAUUGAUUUUGGUCGGGAAUUAGGCAGAGGUAGUAAUUAAUACAGAUACCGGAAAGGGAAAGGAAAGCUAAAGAAAGAGAGAAGGAAAAGUUAGUAAUGGUUGAUCAAGUCAAGUCAUCUCUCUCUCCGCAGCAGAAAGCAAGUAAAGGGUUUGUAUUAUUUCUAGAAAUGGGAAUGGGAGGAAGGAAGAGAGUUGAAGAUAUUAAUUUAAGUUAAUAAAGAUGAAUAAUUGAGAAUAAUAAUAUACUUAAUUAGAAAGGGGAGCUUUUUCCUCUUUUUUCUCUCCUAAUUCCUCUCUCCUUCUGCCAUCAGCUUAAUUCUCUCUCUCUCUCUCUCUUUUUUUUCCUGGUAUUCAUAGGCAUCACUUGAUCUUUUAUUUGCUUUAUUUUCCAUUCUAACUUCUCUUCUUAGAAUUUUUUUUUAAAAUUUAGUUUUGCAGUCUGUGGCUUUUUAGCUGUGAGCUUGAAUUUUUUGAUCUCUCAAAUCUCUCGUUCUACGCUCAGAGCUUAUCCUGUAUUUUCACAAAUUACGGUUACGAUCUCUGUUUCUCUCUUCAAGCCUUGCUUCUCCUUUUCUUUGGCUGUUUCAUUGAGGUAGGGUUUAUGGUUACUUGGAUCUAUGAAUGGAACUCUUUAGAAUUGAGCUCUAGUGAGGCUGCUUCACUCGUUUUUGUUCUUUUAAUAGCUUGGAAAAAUAGGGGUUUGGUAUUGUAAUUACUGGAAGUCGUUUUAAUAAUUUUGAGCUGAUUCCGAUUAAGAUACAGUGUAUGCUUUUGUUUUUUUUUUCUGGGUGUCAAUCAAUGCAUUGAAUUUUGGAUUUUUCCCUUGUUUUGUUGUUUUGCAGGUAUUCUUUUUUCGCUCUUUCCUCAUCUCUUAGUUCAUUCAGAAACUGCAUCUAAACUUUUUCAAGGACUCCAAUUUUGGCAACUCAGAAUUCAGCUUUGGGUUUUGGCAUCUUGAUCUGAUUCAGGUGGAGUGCAAGUAUAAAAAAGUAUUGCCUGCUCAUUUAUUUGAGUGUUGAUUAGUUUGCUUCGGGUUCUUAUCCUGCUAAUUGAAUGGUUCUGAGCUGUAACUGUAAGAUUGGCUGUGUAAUUAGAAGGAGAUGAGACACACGAAAAAUGAGAGUGAUGAUGGUGUUCUCUCCAAGGAUCAGACUGAAUCUCUGUUGGCUGAGGAAGGUAGCUGUGGUGGAAGUGCAAAUGGACUUAUGCUGAAGAAAGGGCCAUGGACAUCUGCUGAAGAUGAAAUUUUGAUAGAAUAUGUGAAGAAGCAUGGUGAAGGGAAUUGGAAUGCUGUUCAGAAGCACUCAGGGCUUUUCCGGUGUGGCAAAAGCUGUAGAUUACGGUGGGCCAAUCACCUGAGGCCUAAUUUGAAGAAGGGGUCAUUUACUCAGGAAGAAGAACAGCUAAUCAUUGAACUCCAUGCAAAGAUGGGAAACAAAUGGGCACGCAUGGCUGCACAUUUGCCUGGUCGUACAGACAAUGAGAUAAAGAAUUACUGGAACACUCGAAUUAAGAGGCGCCAACGGGCUGGUUUACCUCUGUAUCCUCCUGAAGUCUCUUUGCAGGCAUCCUACGAGAGCCAACUAAGCCUGAACAUUAGUGGAAUCUAUUCUGGGGAUAAAGAUCAUCAAGAUCUCCUGCAAACCAACAGUUAUGAGAUACCUGAGGUUAUAUUUGACAGUUUAAAGGCCAACCAUGGCAUCUCAUCUUAUGUCCCUGAACUUCCUGUGAUUACUGCAAGCAGCAUGCUAAUGAGAGGUCUGAGUUCUUCUCAAUAUAGUAACUUCAUGUCGCCGACAGUGCAUUGUCAAAAGCAUCUUCGAGAAUCAACAACCUUAAUCCCUGGUUACAGUGGCAGUGGAAAAACUGAAUUCACUCUGUCUGACCAGUUUCAGCAUAAUUCUUGUGACAGAGUUGCUCAAUCCUUUGGGUUGUCUUUUCCAUUUCAUCUUGAUCCCACCAACAAGAACCCAGAGUCCUUUGGUGGCAAUCAAGUUAGCCAUAUCCUUGCAAAUGGCAAUUUCUCUGCUUCAAAGCCCAACUAUGGGUUUGUGAAGAUGGAGCUCCCUUCAUUCCAAUAUCCAGAAAAUGAUUUAGGUAGCUGGGGGAUAUCCCCACCACGUUUACUUGAAAUUAUUGACACUUUGAACCAGUCUACACCUAUAGGGACAGUUGAGUCAUCUCCGCAUAAUAGUGGCCUAUUGGAUGCUUUACUUCAUGAAUCUGAAACUCUAAGCAGCACAAAGAAUCAUUCAUCUGACAAGAGUUCAAAUUCAUCUAUUGUUACUCAUGGUGAACUUGCUGAAAGUUCUGCCUUGAAUAUUUGCAAUACAGAAUGGGAAGAAUACGGUGAUACCCUUUCCUCAUUAGGUCAUACCACAACUUCUCUUUUCGGUGAGUGCACUCCUAUAAGUACCUGUGGAAGUUCUAUGGAUGAACCAUCAGCUACUGAGACCUUAACUGAAUGUUCUGUAGGUAGCAAUGUAAAAUUAACAGCAGUUGAUCAAGCUCGGAGUUCAGAAAGGGAGAAAGAAACCACUACUCGAUUGGAUAUUACUCACCCUGAUGCUUUACUUGCUUCUGAUUGGCUUGAAGAUGGUUCAGGUUACGUUGAGGACCAAGACUUUAUGCUGGAUAACAUAGCACCCCUUCUCAGUGAUGAUUUCAGCAGUGAUUUUGAGCAAAUGUCUACUGGAGCUUCUACAUCAAAUCAAGGAUGGGGGCUUGGCUCUUGCGCAUGGAAUAGCAUGCCUGCUGUAUGUCAAAUGUCUGAACUCACUUGAGAAAAUUGCUAUCUAUCAAAUUUGUGAACUGCUGAUACUUUUUUGCUUCAUUUGUAUUGACCAUAUCUUCAAAUUUGGGUACACUCAAGUCUGCUCCUGGUACUUGCUAGACCAGUAAAAGGUCAUUUAGGGCAAGACUUAUGCUGUAAUAUGUCUGAUACAAGGUAGUUUAUUUGUGGCUUUGGAUUUCUUGCUUAGUGAAACAGGGCAAUUCAUGUAUGCCUAUGUGGAACUUGAUGGGGUAUACAAGUGGAUUGUGGCCUUCACUAUGCUCUUAAACUCAAUUUGUUUCGGAUGAUAUCCUUUCAUUUUCCAAUAAUUUUC
Molecule: messenger RNA, 3328 nt
Organism: Manihot esculenta (cassava)
Lineage: Eukaryota; Viridiplantae; Streptophyta; Magnoliopsida; Malpighiales; Euphorbiaceae
Product: transcription factor MYB33
Exons: 4
Coding region: 1322-3004 (560 amino acids)
Source: RefSeq, a predicted model, not a curated record